Molecule: messenger RNA, 1475 nt
Organism: Benincasa hispida (wax gourd)
Lineage: Eukaryota; Viridiplantae; Streptophyta; Magnoliopsida; Cucurbitales; Cucurbitaceae
Product: diaminopimelate epimerase family protein
Cellular component (GO): cytoplasm; cytosol
Molecular function (GO): diaminopimelate epimerase activity
Source: RefSeq, a predicted model, not a curated record
GGGCAUUUUUGUGGCCGAAGCCCAAGGCUGAACCACUAACGACGACUUCUUUCCUCGUGGCACCUCCUCAACAGCCACAACACUUCCGUAUUCCGACACCACAGCGCCGCCAUGGCCAUAGCCGGCACCAUUUCUUUUCCACUGACCUCUCCAUCUCCACGCUCUCUCGCCUCAUUUCCUUCGCUUCGAUCGUCUUUUUCUUCCACACUUCAACUGGAUUCCCUUUCGAAGCAUUCCGCGCAGAGAAGAAGCCCUAGGCUCACUAUCUCCGCGUCUUCCGCUGGUCUUGAAGUUACAGAGAAAGCGCCGUCGUCGUCUUUUCUUGACCGGAGAGAGAGUGGCCUCCUUCACUUUGUUAAGUACCAUGGUCUCGGCAAUGACUUCAUCUUGGUUGAUAAUAGGGACUCAUCAGAGCCUAGGAUCACCCCGGAGCAAGCUGCGAAGUUAUGUGAUCGAAACUUUGGGAUCGGUGCUGACGGAGUUAUCUUUGCUAUGCCAGGCGUUAAUGGUACUGAUUAUACCAUGAGGAUAUUCAAUUCCGACGGUAGUGAACCGGAGAUGUGUGGUAAUGGAGUACGAUGCUUUGCCAGAUUUAUUGCUGAGCUCGAGAAUUUGCAGGGAACGCAUAGUUUCACUGUUCAUACUGGGGCUGGUCUUAUUAUUCCAGAACUUCAGGAUAAUGGGCAGGUAAAAGUAGACAUGGGUGAACCGAUUCUCAAAGCAUCAGAUGUGCCUACCCGAUUGGCACCAACUACAGACCAAUCUGUUGUGAAGGCAGACAUCGAAGUAGAUGGAGUUGCGUGGAGUGUGACCUGUGUCAGUAUGGGAAAUCCGCAUUGUGUAACUUUUGGCAACAAAAUUGACCAGAAUCUGCAGGUUGAUGACAUAAAUUUAGCUGCAAUUGGUCCAAAAUUUGAACAUCAUGUGAUGUUUCCAGCACGAACAAAUACAGAAUUUGUGCAAGUCUUCUCCAAUUCACACCUUAAAAUGCGCGUGUGGGAGCGUGGUGCAGGUGCAACACUUGCUUGUGGAACCGGAGCCUGUGCGGUCGUUGUUGCAGCAGUUCUUGAAGGUCAUGCUGGACGGAAUUGCACCGUCGAUCUUCCAGGAGGACCAUUACAGAUAGAGUGGAGCGAGCAAGACAACCAUGUAUACAUGACAGGACCAGCCGAAGUAGUGUUCUAUGGAUCGGUUCCCCUACAAUAAAAGCAACCUAAAGAAUCAGGACAAAAGUAACUGUCGAAUUUUGGCCUCUCAACUGGUAGGUGGUAAUUUAUGAAAAUGUAUCUUCUGUUUGUACUUUUAUUAUUCUGUAAUGCACUGUUCUGUGUGAAUUAUAAUAAUUGUCUUAUGUUUUUUAAGAAUAAAAUUAACGUAAUGGUAGACAUAUUAGCUUUGAUUUCUUUUGUUGAAUCUGGUUAGUGUUGAGUUUCCAACUAACGUUAAGAAAGAGAAUUCAUAGUAUCUGUUGUAAA